AUGUGUACCUGCAAGCUCCAUCUUGCAGUGCGGCAAAUUCCUCCAACAAAAGGGCCGAAUAUCUUAACACUCGACGGCGGGGGCAUCCGCGGGCUUGUGCAACUUGGCUUGCUUCGCUCGUUGGAAAAACGAGUGGGUGGCAGUUUCAUUCAGUCAAUUGACUAUUGCGCGGGUACAAGUGUAGAACGCAGUUUCCAACGAUUCCCGGAGUUCGCGGAAAAGAUUUUCGAGCAGCCUGCAAGGAAUGUCCAGGCUUGGGUGUUAGGUCUGAAAGGGCUUCUCUUGAAUGGCAAGUAUGACGACCGUGCGCUCGAAGAGACCCUUACGGCAGGUUAA
Molecule: messenger RNA, 336 nt
Organism: Penicillium angulare
Lineage: Eukaryota; Fungi; Ascomycota; Eurotiomycetes; Eurotiales; Aspergillaceae
Exons: 2
Coding region: 1-336 (111 amino acids)
Biological process (GO): arachidonate metabolic process
Cellular component (GO): membrane
Source: RefSeq, a predicted model, not a curated record